AGAUUAGAAGGUCUGCUUCUUGUAGCGGCUUCAGCCAUGGUUUCUAGUACAGCCUCUCAGUGCUUCAGCUUCGUAAUCCUUUUUGCACACUGCACCUCAUUUUCAGUCAGAUACCUACCACAGGAAGACGAUGCUGAUGGUGGUGAACUAAGAGACGAUAUCCCUGAAAUAAAUUCAGCUGCUGGACUGAGCCUCUUCCAGGGGGAUAUUUUACUGCCUAGAAAACGCAGUGCACUGAGAGAUGAACAAUACCGAUGGAAAUUUCCUAUUCCAUUCAUUCUGGCUGACAACCUGGAUCUAAAUGCCAAAGGGGUAAUCCUUAAAGCAUUUGAAGGAUUCCACUUAAAAUCUUGUGUGAAUUUCAAACCACAUGAUGGAGAGAAGUCAUUUAUACUAUUUCAGAAGCUUGAUGGAUGUUGGUCUGUAAUUGGAGAUGCAAAGCAGGGUCAAAACCUUUCUAUCGGUGUCGGGUGUGAUCACAAAGCUAUUGUAACACAUGAAAUCUUACAUGCUCUAGGAUUCUUCCAUGAGCAGACAAGGACAGACCGAGAUGAUUAUGUUAAAAUAUGGUGGAAUCACAUGCUUCCAGAUCAAGUACACAACUUUAAAAAAUAUGAUGACAACUAUCUCAUUGACCUGAAUACUCCAUAUGAUUAUGAGUCCAUCAUGCACUAUGGUCCAUUUUCAUUUGGUAAAAAUGCAAGCUUAACAACAAUUACUUCCAACAUACCUGAAUUUAAUUACGUUAUUGGCCAACGCUUGGAUUUUAGCACAUUUGAUCUAGUGAGGCUCAAUCGCAUGUACAACUGCACAACAUCUCUCACCCUUUUGGAUCAAUGUGAUUUUGAGUCAGCUGACAUAUGUGGCAUGGUUCAGGAAACCAGAGAUGAUACUGACUGGAUUCAUAAGAAGAGUGACCUUCUGGCACAAGACCACACCCUCAUUGGAUGGUGCAAAGAUGGUGGCCACUUCAUGCAUUUUAAUACCAGUUCCGGGAAGAGAGGUGAAACAGCUGUCUUAGAAUCCCGCAUUCUGCACCCAAAGAGGAAGCAACAGUGUCUCCAGUUCUUCUUUAAAAUGACAGGAAGUCCCUGGGACAGGCUUGUCAUCUGGACUAAGAAGGAUGAUGGAACUGGAAAAGUUCGCAGACUGGUUAAAGUUCAAACUUUUCAAGGAGACAGUGACCAUAACUGGAAAAUUGCUCAUGUGACUCUCAAAGGACAAAGAAAGUUCAAGUAUCUCUUCCAUGGACUAAAAGGCAAUCCUGAUGACUCAUCUGGAGGAAUUUCCAUUGAUGACCUCACCCUGAGUGAAACUCCAUGCCCCAGUGCAGUAUGGCUUAUUCGCAACUUCUCUCAUCUUCUUAAAACUAUGCCUGAGGACUACUUCAUACAAAGUCCCAGGUUUUACAGUUCUGAAGGCUAUGGUUAUGGUUUAACAUUGUCUCCCAGUGGCCGGAAUGAUUCUGCCUUUGCAAACUACACACACAUUUUUUUUCAUCUAAUGAGUGGUGAAAAUGAUGGUGUUCUUGAGUGGCCAGCUCUAGGCAGACAGGUCACCAUCACUGUGCUAGACCAAGAUCCUGAUGUCAGGGAAAGGAUGUCCUCAGAAAGAAGCUUCACAACAGAUGCAACUCAGGUUUUCCCAGGGAGCUUUUGUGUACUAUGGGGGAAACCCUCUGUUCUUGGAAAUUUUGAUACUUCAUGCAAUUGCAGUCAGAGUAAAGACUGGGGAUGGAGUAAAUUCAUCUCACAUGCACAGCUGAGGAGAAGGAAUUAUCUGAAAAAUGAUGAUCUAAUUAUCUUUGCAGAGUUUGAAGAUUUAACACAUCUCAGGAAGACUGAACAUCUCUCUCCGCAAACAUGGUCCAUCCACCCUUUGGGGCGGAAUAAGAGAUCAUCCCUGCUGGAGGACUGGCGAUUCCACCUGCGAGAACAAUGUGACCCAAAUCCCUGCCAAAAUGAUGGCAUCUGUGUAAAUGACAAAGGGAAAGCAAGCUGCAGGUGUGCCACAAGCCAAAUCUUCUUCUACACAGGUGUGAGAUGCCAGGGAGCCCAUGUCCGUUGGCAUAUCCUUGGCCUGCUGGUUGCUGGAGCUGCUGUGAGCAUUGCACUAGUCAUUCUUUCCAGAGUAACUAGGCGACAAAGGCUUAUUUCAGAGUACAAGUUUAAGAUCAUCUCAUGCAUUAUUCCACAAAUUAUGUGAAUGUGACAAGGGCCGGAUCUACACUAGUCUUAUAACGUUGCUAGUGUCCCUUUCUAACGUGGUUCUCUGUAUCGGUUCUCUGUAUCACGGAGCGCACUAGCGUGACUUACGUUUAGCUGUAACGUUACUGCAGGGCACAUUGUUAAAUUCUUUCCGUUGUUCUCCCUCCCUCUGAGCGUAGCAGAGUUGCUGGGUUUGCUCCGCCCACUGCCUGCCUCAUUCCUAGCCAGCAGUGCAGGGCAAUAGUCAUAAGCACACACACAAACCCCCUCCCAAAACAUCUUAACACAAGUCCCAGGGAAUAGCCUGAGUGCAUAGGAGCCAGCCACUUUGCUGAAGCUAAGCAAGGUUGGGUCUGGUCAGGGUUUGGAUGGGAGACCAAAUUGAAAAGUUUUAGCAGCACCCGCAUUUAAGCCCCGCUGGUCAUGAGUUUUGGACUGGGAGCAAGAGACUUUUGUUAAUUUUCCUGCACAGAGCUACAGCGAUCCUUUGAGCGCUCCUCAGCUCCUUUGCAAAGAGGGGGGAAAUGUUAAAAAAAAUCAUAAAAAAUCAACCGAUGACCCAAUUUGAUUCAAAUUUUAAGGCAGGAUGCACGGGAGUACUUCACAAUCAAAGCAGAUUCUAAAGUGGAAAACUUCUGAGUCCUUUGCAUGCAAUUGUCAGUGAUUGCACAGUAUAAGGCUGGUGUGAUUUAUCUGCUGUAGCAGAUAAGAUAGCAAACGGGGCGAAGGAAGGAGAACAGGAAGUGGGUGGAGCAAACCCAGCAGCUCUGGGUUGGGAGAGGAAAAUUACCGGCAGAAUGAGGCACAUGAAUCUGUAGCCACGCUGGAACUAAGGAAGAGAACCUGUAAGUACAACUCAUUUACAAUGUUGGAGACCCAGGGUCACGUGAUGCUGUGCGUCACAGUAACCCAUUCAAAACGUUAGAAUAACACCAGUGUAGAUUCCCACUAGUUUGUAAGUUUCAGAAAUCAUGAGCUGGAGGAAGCCUGGUCUCUUACUCCUGUUGGGUUCCGUUCUUAGGCUGCAAUCCUGUACACAUGUACCUGGGCUUAGUUCCCAUUUAAGUCAUUGGGGCUUUCUUCUGAGUAGACAUGUACAGGAUUGCUCUGCCAGAGUGCUACCAAUAUGCAGUUCUUUUCCAAGAGGAGAACUGUCAAGUUAUCCGUUCUUGUCUCCCUUUCUGCUUGCCAGGAGGAAAAAGAAAACCAGCAGCAGGCUGGGCUUUGUGCUCUCAUGAGCCACACCUGUUUGCAGGGUGGGAAGCAUUGAGGAUGCCACUUAAAGUUGCCGCCUGCAUUCUUUCCUACCAAGCUGUUUUGUGCAGAUUAGGAUUAACAUUUGUGUCAUAAAAUAGUUGUAUUUUCACCAAACAUCAAGGGAAUUCAGAUAUUUAAAACUAAACAAGAACUGGGUAGAAAAAAAAUGCAGAAAUGAAUUCCACACUUAAACACACCAACCUUUAAAGUUUUUAUCAUUUAAAAAUUGGAUUUACUUUAAAAUCUACACCCCGGGUUUAUCGAAACUAUGCGUUUCUCAUACAUUCAUUUCCUUUGUGAUGUGGGUGUGACCUACAAUAACUUUCAAGGCAGCUUAAAGACUUCAAAGUCCUAAUACAAGGACGGGACAUUUUAGUGCGGGGUAAGUGUAUCAGCAUGGAAAUGGUGCAGAAUGUUCCAUGUACACCUCCACACUGGGUCAUGAUGAGAAGCAGCAGAAUAAUGUUUGAUAGACUCCUGCCUCGUCUUGGCUAGUGCCACGCCCAGCUGCUUUUGAAUUUCUCUGGGGAAUGACCUGCCAUUCUGAUCUGCACCGUCUGGCAGGUGGAACGAAGCCACAUGAGGCAGCUUGUGUGGCCCUUCUCACCCACGAACUUUAUUUCUGAACGUUCUUAUUAAAGAUACACGUUUGACUUCAUACUCUCAUCCACUUUUCACUGUGCAUUGCAGUGCAAUCUACUCAGAAGUCAGUCCCACUGAGCUUAGUGGGAGCCACUUCUGGAUAAGUGGACUGCAGACUUAGGCAGUGUUAGCUGCUGUGCUCUUCCCCCCCCCCCCCGAGCAACAUCUGUUUCCCUCUACAAGGGGAUGCAGAACUAGUUUGAGGUAGGGGACCAGAUGGCUCCAUGGGCCAGAUGACAUCAAGGGAUAUUGCUUCACCCUUUGACAUAACCAUCCCACCUUGUGUUUUUUCCUCUGUUUUGGGUGAGGCAAGCGAUUCCAUGCCUCCUCCCAGCAUGGAGAAAGGGACUUGGCUGGCACUGGAAGGAACAAAGGUUCCUCCUGGCUUUGGGCAGUGCCUGCCAUCCCUAUGGACAGUGCAUGCUGUGUGAAGGUAUUCACCAUACAUCAGGAAGAAUGAACGGUGCCCACCACAUCCCCACUGUUAUCUCUGAUCUGCAGGGCCGGUGCCAGGCUUUUUUGUGCCCUAGGCAAGGUGAGCUGCUUUCACACACACCCCACCAUAUCCCACCCCACCCCAGGUAGGCAGAGACAGGUUACCUGUCCCUUGUCCGAAGUCCUUCUGGCUUGGCGGGAUGCUACGGUGGGGUGGGUGGGCAGCU
Messenger RNA from Elgaria multicarinata webbii, 4768 nucleotides. It is a transcript of the gene MEP1A, whose product is annotated as meprin A subunit alpha. The record is from RefSeq and is a predicted model, not a curated record. Gene Ontology annotation, biological process: proteolysis. Gene Ontology annotation, molecular function: zinc ion binding; protein binding; metalloendopeptidase activity. The transcript has 15 exons. Lineage: Eukaryota; Metazoa; Chordata; Lepidosauria; Squamata; Anguidae. Gene Ontology annotation, cellular component: membrane. The coding region runs from base 37 to 2205 and encodes 722 amino acids.